Messenger RNA from Macrosiphum euphorbiae (potato aphid), 1896 nucleotides. NCBI's taxonomy places the organism in Eukaryota, Metazoa, Arthropoda, Insecta, Hemiptera, Aphididae. The record is from the annotation of a GenBank genome assembly.
AUGGUUUCCGCUUCGCUACAUUUUCAGGCGCGGAUAGUUGUUGUCUUAUUAUUGUUGCAGUGCUCGUUCGUCGUCAUCGUCCAAAGCGUAUCGUCGCCUGCACCGUCCUAUCCACCGCUAUUCCAAUCAGCACUGAAAUUUUUGGGAGAAACACUGGUAUGGGAAUCCAGCGAAACCGUCGACCGGGCGAAGGUGCUUCCCGAAUACGAUUUUAUCGUGGUCGGGGCCGGCAGCGCUGGAUCGGUAGUGGCGAGCAGACUGUCCGAAGUCAAAAAAUUACAAGUUCUGUUGAUCGAAGCAGGUCAACAAGCCUCACACAUCAUGGACGUGCCUUUGGCCGCUCCGUUUUUACAAUUUUCCUCGAUCAAUUGGAAAUACAGAACAGUUUCGAUGAACAACUCCUGUCUAGGAUUCGAAGGCAAUCGAUGCAAAUUUCCCAGAGGCAAAGUCAUGGGUGGCAGUAGCGUACUGAAUUACAUGAUAUAUACACGUGGUAACAGAAAGGAUUACGACAAUUGGGCGGAUAUGGGAAACACGGGUUGGGAUUACAACAGCGUUUUGAAGUAUUUCAUCAAAUCGGAAAACGCCAACUUGUCACACUCCGAGCCAGGUUAUCACGGAAGAAGCGGAUUGUUGUCGGUGUCCGACGUCCCGUAUAGGACUCCAAUAGCGAAGGCUUUUGUGGAAGCAGGGUCACAAAUCGGACUUCCUGUUAUAGACGUCAACGGAGAGAAACAAGCCGGAGUCAAUUAUAUACAGGCCACCUUGAAAAACGGCCUCCGUCACAGUACGAACGCAGCGUUUCUUUUCCCAGCUAAAAGGAGAUCAAACUUGCACGUAAAAAAGUUCAGCACAGUAACCAAGAUACUGAUAAACAAAUCAACGAAGAAAGCGAUCGGCGUGGAGUUCGUCAGGAGCGGAAAAAAAACCAGAGUGUAUGCCCGGAAGGAGGUGAUCAUUUCCGGUGGAGCCAUAAACACACCACAGCUGCUCAUGUUGUCCGGAAUAGGGCCCAAGCAACACUUGGCGGACCUUCGGAUCCCGUUGGUGGCGGACUUGCCAGUUGGCGAGAACCUGAUGGACCACGUGUCUCUGGGAGGACUGGUGGCGACGGUGAACGACACAGUAUCGAUAAGGCUCCACAAGAUAUUCAGUGACCCGUACAUUCUGAACGACUUGCUGCAAAACCACAACGGCUUCUAUACAGUGCCGGGUGGACCUGAAGCCCUGUCUUUCGUGGACGUCAACAGUCCGGACUUGGCCGACGGACAUCCCAAUCUCGAGCUGCUGUUGGUGACGGGACUGUACUCGUCCCACGAGCUGAUGGCCAAGCUGUGCGGCAUGAGGCCCGACCUGUACGACGCAGUGUAUCGGCCCACUGAGGGUAUGGACGGGUUCACGGUGUUCCCGAUGGUGAUGCGUCCCAAGAGCCGCGGCCGCGUGUGGCUGAGGGACGACAACCCGUUCCAUCACCCGCUGAUCGACCCCAACUAUUUUGCAGACGAGGCCGACCUGGACGUGAUCGUGGCCGGAGUCCGGCUCGUCCAGCAGAUGCUGCGCACGGGCCCGAUGAGGUCACUCAACGCCACGAUCCUGGAAACGCCGCUUCCGGGUUGCGCGCAACACGUGUUCGACACGGACGCGUACUGGAAGUGUGCCAGCAGACAGAUAUCGUUCACGAUCUAUCACCUGUCCGGCACGUGCAAGAUGGGACCGGUCACAGAUCCGACGGCCGUCGUGGACCCGAGGUUGCGCGUGCACGGCGUCAGCGGCCUGAGAGUGGUGGACGCGUCGAUCAUGCCGGAAGUGCCGGCGGCUCACACCAACGCCCCGACGAUCAUGAUCGCGGAAAAAGCGUCCGACAUGAUUAAAGAGGACUGGGACGUACGGACGUAG